UGUUCUUCUCCCCGCCUUCUCUUCUCUCUCGCAUCGUCGCCUCCCUUCCUCGACCCAUGUCACUCGGCUCCGCUCCUGCGGCUCCACCUCGUCGCGUGUCGCCGGUACGGAACUCCUUCCAUCGGCGGCGACCCCGCUCUCCUCUCGCUUCCCUCAUCACUCGCCCCCGCGCAGCUACCCCCUUCAAAAAAGCCGUCGCCGUCGCUGGAGUACAUGCCGACGGUAGCGCUGCUGCUUCUUCUUCUCCUCCUGCUGCUGUUAUAUCCACCAGAAACCACCUCUCCAACCUCGAGCGCCUCCUACAGAAGAAGCAAGCGCCUCCCCCGCCCCACCUAGUCGAGGUAGAACCGGAACCCCGCCGCCACUCGCCCUCUUCGUCAAUACACCAGACCCGCGGCCGCCUCCUCAAUGUCCUCAACCUCUCCUCUGCUGCCUUCCUCAACUCCUCUGACAAGAAGACCGAAGAGAUGUCCCCGCGCAGCCUCACCCGCCUUCACCGGCUGCUCUCCGACUCCACCCGCCCCUCCCCUCGCGGCACCAUCGGCCCACGUUGGCGCCAGUACCACGGCGCCGCCAACUGGGACGGCCUUCUCGAACCCCUCGACGUCCACCUCCGCCGGGAGCUUGUUCGAUAUGGUGAGCUCGUCCAGGCCACCUACCAUGCCUUCCACUCCAACCUUAUCGCCGCCCCGCCAGACCGCCCACGCCCCGUCGUCCUCCCUGACUGGUCCUACCGCGUUACUCGCAACCUGUUCGCAACCGCCUCCGUGGAGCUCCCCUCGUGGGUUCAAACCGUCGUCCCGUGGAUGAUGGCCGCCCAACGCACCAGCUGGAUCGGCUACGUCGCUGUCUGUGACAACGAACGGGAGAUACAGCGGAUGGGGCGCCGCGACAUCGUCAUCGCCCUUCGCGGCACCUCCACCUGCCUGGAGUGGGCUGAGAACCUCCGCACCGGGCUUGUCCCGGUCGAUGACGACGGCGAGGACGUCACGGACCCGCAAGGGGACGUGCCGAAGGUUGAAUGCGGGUUCCGGAGCCUCUACAAGACAGCUGGCCCCGACAUGCCGAGCCUGUCGUCGUCAGUGGUGGCGGAGGUGAGGAAGCUGACCGAGAAGUACGCAGGGGAGGAGAUAAGCAUCACGGUAGUGGGCCACAGCCUGGGCGCGGCGCUGGCGGUGCUGAUCGCGGACGAGCUGGCGGCGCGCGCGCCUCCGCACGUGCCGACGGCGGUGUUCUCCUUCGGCAGCCCGCGCGUGGGGAACCAGGCGUUCGCGGCCCGGGUGGAACGGCGGGGGGUGAAGGUGCUGCGGGUGGUGAACGCACGCGACCUGGUGACGCGCGUGCCGAUGGUACUGCCGUCGCGCACCGGCGGGUACGCGCACGUGGGGCGGGAGCUCCUGGUGGACUGCCGCAUGUCCCCCUACCUGCGGCCGGACGCCGACCCCGCCUGCUGCCACGACCUGGAGGCCUAUCUCCACCUGGUGGACGGCUUCAUGGCCACCAACAGCCCUUUCCGCUCGGACGCCAAGCGCGGCCUCGCCCGCCUGCUCACCCAACAGAGCUCCAACUUGAAGAAGCUGUACGUGAGCAAGGCCCGAGCCAUUCAGGUGCAGUCCACCCCGGGCUUUCCCCGGCGCCACUGUGGUCACACGUUACCUUCAACUCUGUCUAUAGAAAACCUGGAAGUACAAUGAUCGACAACUAUAUAUAUAUCCGAACCAUCAAUUGUACCAUACAAACAGUUCCAAUUCUUUUGACUAGCGAAGGUGAUUUCUGCAUUCAGCUGAUAAUAACAUUGUCCGACGG
Molecule: messenger RNA, 1806 nt
Organism: Musa acuminata AAA Group (dessert banana)
Lineage: Eukaryota; Viridiplantae; Streptophyta; Magnoliopsida; Zingiberales; Musaceae
Product: phospholipase A1-Ibeta2, chloroplastic-like
Exons: 1
Coding region: 57-1694 (545 amino acids)
Biological process (GO): lipid metabolic process
Molecular function (GO): glycerophospholipase activity
Source: RefSeq, a predicted model, not a curated record